ACUUAUUCCGAUUCUGUAAUUUAUAAUCGCUAACGAAACCGUUUUUAAAAUUUUCACCUCUGUAAGGAUGUAUACGCGAUAUAAAGUGGCUUCACGUUAAUGUCAUCGAGAAGGAGAAAAAGGAUAUCUCGAUGCGCGAUAGGGCUACAAGAGAACAGACGUUGGACAGAACGGAUCUCGUCCAAGAUGUCAGGAAGACUGCCCCGAUUGCGUGCACUUCGUCCACGACCCCAGCAGCUCAAAACGGAACCACAUAAGGAAGGUAACCUUAAAGAAAAUCGUCAGGAAAUUGUGAUGAGGGAACACGAAUUGCAGAGUGAUACCGAGGACAUUUCGUACAGUGUCAAAGACGUUGGCCCUAUAAAGAACAAUCUGAAGCAUGAACAUGAGGGGUUCGAUUGUUCGGGACCCUCGCAAAGUUACGAGUGUAAAACAUGUAAACCUUCGAAGCUUUUGUCGAGUCUUAAAGCAUAUCUCGAUCAUCUGAAAAAAGAGCAUAAACAGAAGGGAAAAUUCAUACGUGAUACUGGAAAUCGAUGUUCUAUGUGUUCAUAUGUUGGAUUAAACUCAAGGGAUCUUGAAACUCAUCAGAGAGUACAUCAUUUAAAGAGAAGGUUUUUCCGGUGUGCUAAGUGUUCUUAUGUAACACAUGUACGUGCUCGAUAUACAAAACAUGUGAAGUAUCACUCAAUGCCAAUGAUUAAGUGUGAUGCCUGUGAUUUUCGUACACCAUACAAGUGGAAUUUAGAUAGGCAUACUCGAAAUCAUGGAGGUGGUGGAGCAUUUCAAUGCCGUGCCUGUAAUUUUACUGCUGAUAUUAGACAAAGUUUAACAGUACACGAAACUAAUCAUCAUGAACCUCCUGUGGGUCAAACGAAUCGUAAAUCUAAUACACCUUUUGAACGCAAACCAAGAAAUAGUCCUAAACGUUAUAAUCAGGUGGGUGCAAGUGAUUUCCGGGAAUCACUACACAUAUCUGGUAGUACUACAGUUUCAAUCAGCCCUGGUGAUUCAUUCAUUUCUGAUCAAUCUAUGGAAGAUAAAAGGAGUGCAAUAGCUAAUGCAGAAUGUAUAGCAUUAAAAUGUGAAGAAAAAGGCUGUCAGUUUAUCACUGCAUGGGAUUCUGAGAUGCAACGACACUUAGCAGAAUGUCAUGCUCCAAUUACACCAAAUAAAUCCAGGAAACCACUGCCAAUGUUAAUACCUCUAAGUCCUGCUAAGUUAAAUAAUAUUACCUCUAGUGGACCUUCAACAACAUUGUUAAAAGUUCCGCGUGUUAGAGUAAGACCGGAACUCGCGCAAAUCGCAAGAGACACAGAACUGGCGAAAUUGUAUGGGAAUAAAGAAACCAGCAACUUAAAGAAGGAUGCGAAUAAUGCGGCAGAUUUAUUUGAAAAAAAAAAUGCGUCCUUCUUUGAUAAGCUUAAGGAAAAGCUUACAACGACAGCGUCAAUUAAUAAUGGAGUGCCGGAGGUAGCUGUAAGUACUACGAACGAUUUGAAAUGCUGGUGUACUUUUAAAGCUAGUAGCAUGGAAGAGCUGGCUUGUCACAAACAAACACAUCACACUGCUCUCAGUGUAUCUGUGGGCACAACGCGUUGCCCGAAGUGCAGGAGACGUUGCAAAAGUUCGACUGAUCUACAAGUGCAUAUGCAGUGUUGUCACUCGACAAGCAACGAUACGACAAUACACAAUAGCUUAGAAAAAUUAUCAAAUUGUUCAGAACUCCGUGUGACCUCGUAUCGCGGUGAAUAUGCAUUCCCAGCGCAAAUGGAUUGGGACAUUAAUCUCAGCGGAGUCAAUUCUUCUGGAUCAUCGGUUGAAGACUCCUCGACGCAUCCAAGUGGCCGACGGGUAUUCAAAUGCCCGCAUUGUCCAUUUUGGGCAUCCACCGCAAGUCGUUUUCAUGUUCAUAUUGUCGGUCAUUUAAAUCGGAAGCCAUUCGAGUGUUCCCUGUGCGCAUAUCGCUCUAACUGGCGGUGGGACAUCACAAAACAUAUUAAACUUAAAGCAGCUAAAGAUCCAGUUCAUAUGACUGCCAGGGUACUUAUGACGGAUGAAACAGGUCGACGGAAUUAUUCCAAGUAUAACAAAUAUCUUGCACAGGUCGAGCAACAGUCGUGGGAUGAUCAAAACAUAGAAGAACAUAGUGUAGAAGAAACAAAUUCCGAUGAACCUCCAACUAAAUUAUUGAUAAUGAAUAGCAACGAAUAUCUCCAAACAUCGGACAUCGCGUCUACUCCCAUUUCGAUUGUAUCUGCAAACGAAGGAAAUCAUAAUCUUAACACCAUUAAUAUCGGAUUAAAAUCACCGCCACCUCUUAAAGCUGCUGCCCGAAAUCGAGGGCAAUCUUUACUUAAAAACAAUUUGAUUUCGUCUCAUGCACAGGCUGGUUUGAGUGGAUCCACAUCGGUUGUGAUCACAGAAGAAAAUAAACGCACAAUGUGGAAAUGCAAGCGUUGUAACUUUAGACACUCAAAUAGAGAAACCGUGUCUAUGCAUGUUAAGUCUCAUAGUGAAUCUGAACAACGUUUUGGAGAUGAAAAAAAUGCAUUUGGGUGUGGAGAUUGUCCAUUUUCUGCACCUGAUGCAGCGACUUUAUCGAUGCAUAGAAUUCAUCAUCGUCCAAACUUGGAAGCCAUUUUUAAAUGUUAUUUGUGUCCAUAUUAUGUUAGCACAAAAGCAGAACUUUUGGAUCACGUUAGACUUCACGGAGAAGAACUUGCUGUUGUACAUCAACAAUCUAUGGACUAUAAUUUCGCUACUAAGUCUAAAGUACGUCGAACUUUAAGCACCGAUACUAGUAUUAGUCGCAUGAAGCAAGAAAAACCUGCAGAACAAGUAAUACACAUAACGACGCAAAAUAACAUGACUUGUUUCACGAAUACUUCGAAGAAUUCUGGUGCGCCACCACCACCACCAUUACUCCUUGAUACCCGAGCACUGCCUGAAGCUCCACUAGUGUGGGUGUCCCGACCAGAUGGUACACUUGCAAAAAUGUUAAAAUGUCGUCACUGCCCCUUUGUAUCUUCACGACGCGCAGAAGUUCGAGAUCACGAGACUAUGCAUCUUGAUUCUCCUAGUAAUGGUCCUAUAGUUGCUUGUACAGAUUGUAGUUUUACUUGCACUCGACGAGAAGUUAUGGUCGCACAUACAGACAUGCAUUCUGGAUCGUUAGGUACUGUUCAUUGUUUGGUAGACGAUUCCAGACCAGAUUCACAGCAAUUAAGCGAUCUAGCUGCGCUUCUUGGCUUCACUCAUUCUCCUGUAUUAGGUUCUGAACCUGAUCUGCGGGAUUUAAGACUUGUGCAUUGUUGUAGCAAAUGUCCAGCGCGAUUUCUCUGCGAAAAGGAAUUAAGAAUCCAUUUAAGAUAUCAUUCUACAGAAUUAGCUUAUUCAUGUCAAUGGUGUUCCUAUGCUGCUAGACAAACAGCUCAUCUUUUAGCUCACCAGAAAGCACAUUCUACAGAAUAUCAAGAACGAACCAAAUAUUUAUUGUCUCUAUACGGCCAUUCACAGCGAUAUCCCCCACCUACCACAGCGUGUGUUGAAGCAAACAGUCAAGACUCAAGUAAUUCAACAUCUACUGUUGCUUGGAUUGUAGUUGAAGUUACAGAAACCUCGAAUAAUGGUUUUAAUAAUAGUAUUAACAAUACGAAUCAGCGAACUGGAAAUCAAGUGUUCACUUGUGCCAAAUGUCCGGCUCGUUAUUUUAAAUUAGACGCUCUGGAAUAUCAUAUGACUUUGCAUGGGUCGAACAAUAGGUUUAAAUGUACGGAGUGUGACUAUUCAUCAAAAACAGCUCAAAAUCUGGUGAAACAUCAGGUAGUUCAUCGACGUCAAAACGAAACGAGCAACUUAACUUCAAAUUUGACCCCUCUUCCUGAUCCACAAUUUGGACUUUUUAUGCGUGGAAAUCCUAAUUUUGUAUAUCCUGGUUAUCUAAGGAAUGGCCGAUUAAAAGAAAAGCGAUACAAAUGUCAUAAAUGUCCUUCUGCUUUCGAGAAACGAGAACAGUACAGAGUUCAUUUAACUCUGCAUGGUGCAAAACAAAGAUAUCGUUGCGAUACCUGCGAUUACUCCGUCAAAUAUUACGCCAAUUAUAUUCAACAUCUAAAGAAACAUCAAGCAAAUGCCGAGGCGCAAGCUUCACGUAGACAAUUUGAGGAUGAUACUAUUACAAUUGACAGUGAUACCAUUUCUGAUAAUAUAGGUUCUCUUUCACGUUCCGGAAAAACGCUUAAAUCAUCCAAUAAUUCAACAUCAGUCAUAUCUACAAAUGGGAUGUCAAUGUUAAAUUUUGGUGGAGCACAAGCCUCAAAUCAAGAUAAGCAGUCUUUAAUGUUGUUACAAAAGAAAGGGAUACUUUUAUCUUCUAAUGACGAAGUAGAGAUGUUACGAUGCCAAAGUUGUCCAUUUUCUACCUGUGACAAAGAUGCGAUGGAUGCCCAUAAGCGUCGACAUGGUAUCGAAAGAAUGACGCCAUCUUGUCCUCAUUGUGAUUAUAUACCACGAAAAGAUGAGAAUGUCGGUGAACACAUUAGAUUACAUUUUACAAGACUUUAUAAACCAGAAUCCUAUCUUAUUAUAGAAUUAUUAACAUUGACAAUGAGGAAAAUCGCUUCAAAUGGGAAGGAGGAGAAACAAAAGGCUGCCGAAUUACUUUUUAAGGAAUAUGCGGACGGAAGAUUCUUUCCGUUUACCGAUACAAAUUCCUUUGGUUGUUCUUCUGCUAUGAGCAGUUACAAAGAAAAAGUCAUAGUAGAUCCAAAUACAGGAGAAACAAAGCAUUUAACUGUUUAAAAAUAUUAAAAUUAAAAAAAUACCUGCAUAAUGUAUAUUUCUCUGUAUAUAACAAAUGUAUGACGCAUUUUAGGUGUUUAUGAAUAUUUUCUAUAUUCUUUGGUCCAGCAAACUAAAAGAGAAUAGUUGAAAAAAAAAUGAUUACAUUCCAAAUAGUAAGUUAUAAAAACGAAUCUGCAUGAAAGUGAACAUGGUUUGGUUUAUAGCAUUGCUACAUGUACAGAAAAAAUCUUAAUGAAUGAUAAUACGCAUAAUUGCUAUUGUAAUUAAUAUAAGCAACCGCAAUCAUAAUCAUACUCAUUGAGAUGAAUAUUUUUCAGCGUCAAAUUUAAUGCAUUAUAGGUAGGAAACAAAGCCGUACUUUAUUCAUUUAUUAAACGU
Eufriesea mexicana is the source of this 5184-nucleotide messenger RNA. RefSeq names its product zinc finger protein 91. The transcript has 11 exons. NCBI's taxonomy places the organism in Eukaryota, Metazoa, Arthropoda, Insecta, Hymenoptera, Apidae. Gene Ontology annotation, cellular component: nucleus. The coding region runs from base 100 to 4803 and encodes 1567 amino acids. Gene Ontology annotation, biological process: positive regulation of transcription by RNA polymerase II. The record is from RefSeq and is a predicted model, not a curated record.